GACUAUCUACAUUUGAGUAAAUUUCUGAGUGUCGGUCACACUGAACACCGCAUUAGUAAUAUUUUUUUCGUCAAAUUUAGUUAGCUACCUUUAAAAUGUCUCAUCAAACGGGAAUCAGAGCCAACGAGCAACUGGCAAAGCUGUUUGGAAAGGCCAAAAAUGGGAAAUUGCGAGUGCUAAAAGUAUCCAUAGAGAAUGAGCAGCUCAGCUGUAGCGCCACAGCUGAUGCGAAGAAGGAUUGGGAGCGCGACUACGAUAAGCUGCUAGGGCCGCUUCUGGAGGAGAAUGUGCCCUGCUACAUAUUGUACAGGCUGGACGCGAAGAUACCGCUGGGCCACAGCUGGCUGUUGAUCAGCUGGAUCCCGGACACGGCCAGCAUACGCCAAAAGAUGGUGUACGCCUCCACCAAGGCCACGCUCAAGACGGAGUUCGGGUCCGCGUACAUCACAGAGGAGCUGCACGCCACCACUCUGGAGGAGACUACGCUGGAGGGCUACCGCAAGCACAAGCGGGACUUUGCGGCUCCCGCGCCACUAACCACGCGCGAGGAGGAGCUGCAGGAGCUGCGCAAGACGGAGGUCCACACCGAGAUCAGCACGAACACACGUCAGCAGACGCUCGGAGGGAUCUCUUGCCCCCUGACGGAUGCCACGGUGGCCGCUGUGCAGGAUCUGGUGCGAGGCAACUACGAUUACUUGCAGUUUCGCAUUGAUCUGGAGGAGGAGCGCAUUCAUGUGUCCCAUGCAGCCCAGGUGGAGCUCAGUGCUCUGCCCAAGCAGGUGCCCGAGGAUCAUGCGCGAUACCAUCUGUUCCUGUUCCGGCACACCCACGAGGGUGACUACCAGGAGUCGUAUGUGUUUGUCUACUCCAUGCCCGGCUACACGUGCUCCGUGCGCGAGCGCAUGAUGUACUCCAGCUGCAAGGCGCCGUUCCUCGAGCAACUGGCGGCCAUGGGAGUCGAUGUGGUCAAAAAGCUGGAAAUCGACAACGGGAACGAGCUGACUGAAGCCUACCUGCUGGACGAGCUGCAUCCCAAGAAGAUAUUGCAUCGUCCGGCAUUUGCCAAGCCCAAGGGCCCACCGAAUCGCGGCGCCAAACGCCUCACGCGUCCCUCCAACGAAGACCAAGUCUGAAUCGCAAUACCCACCGAGUCCAGGCUCUCCCAUCUACUACCACCUUCAACUUUCAGUUUCCUAGCAAAGCAUUUAAUUUAUUUCUUCAUGUCUUCUCUUCUCUAUGUUGCGUCUUCCGUAUCCAAUGUCUGUAUCCGUAUCUGUAUCUUGAAACGUAUCCAAAUCCUUAGUUGCACUAGGCAUCAACUGAAACAACGCAUAGCAGCAGCCAUUGUGGGCUUCCUUAAAUGUAUUUCUGUCUAACUUUAAAUGGACACAUAUGCAAUUUAUUUAAAUUAAACUUUGAUCUAAGUCUACA
Molecule: messenger RNA, 1431 nt
Organism: Drosophila subobscura
Lineage: Eukaryota; Metazoa; Arthropoda; Insecta; Diptera; Drosophilidae
Gene: twf
Product: twinfilin
Exons: 4
Coding region: 96-1133 (345 amino acids)
Biological process (GO): barbed-end actin filament capping; regulation of lamellipodium assembly; positive regulation of neuron projection development
Cellular component (GO): actin filament; myofibril; cytoplasm
Molecular function (GO): actin monomer binding; actin filament binding
Source: RefSeq, a predicted model, not a curated record